Molecule: messenger RNA, 321 nt
Organism: Racocetra persica
Lineage: Eukaryota; Fungi; Glomeromycota; Glomeromycetes; Diversisporales; Gigasporaceae
Source: the annotation of a GenBank genome assembly
CAAAUAGUAUUAAUAAAAUAAUUGAUCAAAUUGACAAUAAAGCUAAACUUGAUGAAUCUUUAAGUUUGUUUAUUGCAUGGCUUACAAAAAUUGAUGACAAACUAUUUAAAGUUGAAUCAUUUAACAACUGUUAUGCUGCAUUAGCAUGCUACUUAUGUGAAAAUUCUUCUAUUCCGAGUAAUAUUGAUAGUUUAAAUCCUAAAAUCCUCAAGCUAUUUGAGAUUCCUAUGAAUGAUCCUGAAAAAAUUAAAUUAUACAAGUAUCGCCCAAGAAUGCCGUUGAAGAAAGCUACAAAUAACAUUAUACUUCAACAUCCCAAAA